AUGUCUACGCCGAAGAGACACGGUGGCGGCUUCAUCCCAGCCGUAAAGGCGUCCUUAUCAUUCACCCGGCGCUCAACAGUCGACCAGUCCAGCAGUGGCCAGGAUCGCUAUUCACGCCCCCAGAGUGAAUCUACUCCCGUGUCAAACCUGCCUUCGUCUCACAAUUCGAAUACUACUAAGCGCCACGGAGGCGGCUUCGUCCCUUCCACUACCAAUACAAGGGUGUCCAGUUUGGGCGCAACAACGCAGCAGCAGCCGCAAAUCAAUGCACCAGCUAGUGUAGAGACGGCAGCAGUUUCUUCUCCGCAGACAAAUUCUAGCAGUGUCAAACACGGCGGCGGCUACGUGCCCAAAAGUCUUCUACAGGAAAACGGCGCUCGCGCGCCUGCUGCGUCUACCUCAAGCCACGUACCGGCUCAGAUGGAGGGGGAUAUCAGCCAGACUGCUGUGAACAACGGACAUACUUCCAACGGAGAAGCAGGGGCCUUGGCUGGGGGUGUUGAAAGGCCAGACCGUCGUCGCCAUGGAGGAGGGUCAAAGGAGACGAUAACUCUCCAUCCUGUAAAUGUACAACCAUGUCUUUGA
Molecule: messenger RNA, 585 nt
Organism: Aspergillus nidulans FGSC A4
Lineage: Eukaryota; Fungi; Ascomycota; Eurotiomycetes; Eurotiales; Aspergillaceae
Exons: 2
Coding region: 1-585 (194 amino acids)
Source: RefSeq, a predicted model, not a curated record